Scophthalmus maximus (turbot) is the source of this 2592-nucleotide messenger RNA. Its product is annotated as transmembrane emp24 domain-containing protein 7. Gene Ontology annotation, cellular component: endoplasmic reticulum; endoplasmic reticulum-Golgi intermediate compartment; COPII-coated ER to Golgi transport vesicle. The coding region runs from base 211 to 852 and encodes 213 amino acids. The record is from RefSeq and is a predicted model, not a curated record. NCBI's taxonomy places the organism in Eukaryota, Metazoa, Chordata, Actinopteri, Pleuronectiformes, Scophthalmidae. Gene Ontology annotation, biological process: endoplasmic reticulum to Golgi vesicle-mediated transport; Golgi organization; intracellular protein transport. The transcript has 4 exons.
CCAACUCUGCCGACAUGACCCACGUGAUCUCACUAGCGCCCCUCCUCGUCUGUUUUUACCAAUGAGAAAGAGCACAGGGGGCGGGCCUUGACCGAUGACAAGCCAAUGCCUUUUGUGAUUGCUUACGUAGGAUUAGCUACAUCCGGGUGAGCGUUUUGAGGUCCGCCUUGGUUGAUUUUACUUUGAAGCUGCUGGCUCUCAGUCUUCAGGAUGUAUCGAUCCUUCCGGGUGCUGCUGCAGGUGCUGUGGGCCCAGCUGCUGUGGGGCUGGGUGCUGGGCUCCGAGCUCACGUUUGAGCUGCCGGACAACGCCAAGCAGUGUUUCUACGAGGACAUCAUCGUCGGCACCAAGUGCACGCUCGAGUUCCAGGUGGUGACUGGUGGUCAUUAUGAUGUGGACUGUCGUUUGGAGGACCCAGAGGGCAAUACACUGUAUAAGGAGAUGAAGAAGCAAUACGACAGCUUUACCUUCACAGCAUCCAAGAAUGGCACCUACAAGUUCUGCUUCAGCAAUGAGUUCUCCACCUUCACACACAAGACAGUUUAUUUCGACUUCCAGGUCGGCGAUGAUCCUCCACUCUUCCCCAAUGAGAACAGAGUCACUGCACUUACCCAGAUGGAAUCAGCCUGUGUGUCCAUCCACGAGGCCCUGAAGUCAGUCAUCGACUACCAGACACAUUUCCGCCUCCGGGAGGCUCAAGGACGCAGUCGGGCUGAGGACCUCAACACCCGUGUUGCAUUCUGGUCCAUCGGAGAAGCCAUCAUCCUUUUGGUGGUCAGCAUCAGCCAGGUGGUCCUGCUGAGAAGCUUCUUCUCUGACAGGAAGACCACUACAACACGUGUCGGAUCAUAACAGUCUCUGAGCUCUCGGAUUCUAUAGAUCUUUCUUUACCUGGGCUUGUGUGCAUAAAGUUGGUUAGAAUAGCAGUGCUGAUCUGAAACUGGAUCAUAUCAAACUGCCAGGUCAUACAAUCUGACAUGUCAUCCACAUUCAGCACCGCUGUUCUUAGAAACUUCAUGCAAAUGAGUGGUGAACGAAAAGGUUGUUUGAAAUGUUUUUGAGAGGCUAAAGAAGAAAGAAGAAAGGAUUGAUUGUGUUUCUUUCAUACUUUGAAUAUUUGGAAUGAGUUCUAUAUGUGUUUUUACUUUAUUUGUGUCCUUUUCUUUCCGUUAUCUCAUAGCCGCUCCCCACGAUCUGUUAGAUUUUUCAGACCAAACUUUGCACUGAAAUAACAAAGAGAGUGGAGGUUGUGACUAAAUGUACUCCUAAUGUACGGGUGAUGUGGAUUACUUCACUUAUCUGCAAAACAUUGGGUCUUUAAUCCACAUUAGCAAGACAAAGAUCGCAUUUGGUUAUGGAAAAAAAAAUUGUUAAAUUUUGUCAUUGUUAUUAAACCUCACUUUAUGUAGUGAGAAAUCCUAUACACCGUGUUUGCUUUUAUCAGCUUUGGCAUAAGUUAUUUGAAGGAACUGGUGUACAGAGGGUAAGUCCUUCUUAAAUUUAAUAUUAGCUCGAAGCAAUUGAACAACAGUUUGGGUUGGGCUUUUGAUGACGUCUCUUUAGUGACUGCAGACCCUAAACAAUUUUGCACAUCAAGGUUGCUUCAGUUUAACCACACUUAGGAUAUCAUCUGAAAAAGGUAUCACAUCUGUGUGGGGGAAAAACCUGUAUUAACAUUAUUGUUUGAAAAAUGACACAUUUUGUGUGUUGAUAGGCAAAGCCAACAAUUUUAAGUGCAACAACUUUGUCUUUAAAUGGUUUUCCUUUCAAUUGUUACAUGUAGUGCUGCCCUUUCUGUUUGUGGUGCAACAAUUUAUUCAUGUUGUGGGGCUGAUACUGUCCUCUUGGUUUUAUACAGCACUGUUGUAAAAUUCAUGUUGUUUUGCAAAAUAUUGCUUUAAAUAUAAGAUAAUUCUAGAAACUUUGAGUUGUAGUUGUAAUUUGAAACGAUACCAUCUCACUGACUACUCAGUUAAUUUCCAAAAGAAACCAGAAGAAAGAUUUGGACAGAGUAAAUGUAAUGUAUGUACCUUUUUUUCAUCAACUGAUUCAAAUAUCAAUACUUAUGAACAUGCACGUUUCUUGAUAUUUUCAUUAAACAUUUUGAGCAUGCAAAGAAGCACUUCAUAUAGUAGUUGCAAACUGGUGUUGACACUCUCACAAAUCAAUAAUUUAACCCUUAUAGACUGCUUUUAAUAUAGCCAUUCUUAAUUCACCAAAAGUAUUUUCACAGUACACAACACAUCGUAGAACAUGAAAGAGAUCUGAUCACAAUAUUACUGCUGUAAUGAGAAAUAUCAUAAUUACAUUACACUAGAUCCACUGAAGGAUGAAAAAUGAAAUGCUUAUUUGACUUUCUAGUUCAGAGACGUGCUUCCAGAGACUGGUAAUUGAGUGAAACAUCAAUUAUUACUAUUAUCAUAUCUGAAAUCCCCCCAUGGCAAUGAGUCUUGUCUGUUUUGGUUUGUGCACUUUGGGUCUUUGUUUGGACACAAAUUCUGAGGCUGUUCUGGGAAAGGUGUUGGGGUCGAUGUUUAAAAUGUCUGGGUAUGCAUUUAUUUCACCAUCUUCAAUAAACAAUUAUUUCAGUGA